UUGGCCUCUGCAAUAGUUUUAUUUUUUGUUGAAAAUUCAAAACACAUAACAUUUGUAAUCUAAGUUUGUAUGACAGUUCUUUAGAUGGACAAACCAAAGGGUAAAAUUAAUUUCAAAACAUGAUUUUAUGUUGUUGGAAGAUCAUGAGCUCCAAUUUAUGUUUGUCAUGUCACAGAAUGGCUUGGGCAUCUUCUGUUCCUUUUGAAUGUUACUUACUAUAUGCCAACACGACUAGCUACUAUUUUUUCCCCAUUUAAUUUGUGAUUCAUCUCUUUUAUCUGCUAUACUUUUCCACUGCUACGGUUUUUAUUUUUAUUUUUUAUGCCCUCUCUCACCAUCAUCCACUCCUUCCUUGGGCAGAAGUGCCUUUUAAGUUGAAAAGAACAUAUUUCAUUAAAUAGUGCUAAUUUAUCCCUCCCCUCUUUCCAUGUGAACAAAGAUAUUCAAACAUAGCAUGUCAUCAUAUCUUUUUGUAUUAUGACAGCAUACAUACAAGCAAGCGCUACAACAUUGCAAGAUUGUUCCCAAACAAAGUACAAUUACUAGAAAUUCAUUGCCUAUGUCAAACAGAUCGUCUUCUCCAAAUUCUUUUAAUAAUUUGGGGAUUAAUGAAAAUGAGGUGAAGUUCAAAAUUGCAUCUUGUCACUGUUCACUGAAUGAGAAUAGAGCUUCUCUUGUUGAGGUGGAGGGAAUUCCUAACAAAGCAAGAAAUUUGCAAAGGAAUCCAAUAAUAGGCAAGCUUUAUCGAAAUUCGAGACACACUCGUUCUUCCAUUGCUUGGUACAAAGAGUGUUUGAGGUUUGUCAUGUUGGAUUUCUUAAUGCCAAUUUUCAUUCCGAGGAUAACAAUUUAAAUUUGAUUAUUAUAUCAUUUUGUGUAUGCUUCUUUUAUUCAGUUCGCUUUUUAGCAAUAGCAUAAGAUUUUUUGGGUGCUUUUUGUGAGUCUCACUUGAAAAUCUGAACACAUCUAGCAUUAUAAAGCUUCGUGCUUGCUCUUAUAUAGAUAUUUCUUGAUUGGAUGAUUGGUGUGUUCUUUAAAAAAAAGGCACGAGUGUCUAUUUUUGUCCGUAGUUAUGUAGUUAUAUUUCAACAUCUUGAUCAUUCCCAUUGUUUUUGACUUAUCAAUUAGAGUGGUUUAUUGAAUUGUUUUUAGUUUACCUAACCCUAUUCAUCAAUGUGCAGGUGUCUUUCACCUGUUAAAAAUACAAUUCUAGAAAUCCAACGAAGCUUUUGAGUCCUGGCAUUUCUAUGACCGUGCAACUCUUU
Molecule: messenger RNA, 1265 nt
Organism: Camellia sinensis
Lineage: Eukaryota; Viridiplantae; Streptophyta; Magnoliopsida; Ericales; Theaceae
Source: RefSeq, a predicted model, not a curated record